Lytechinus pictus (painted urchin) is the source of this 5170-nucleotide messenger RNA. RefSeq lists its product as uncharacterized. Gene Ontology annotation, molecular function: voltage-gated potassium channel activity. The record is from RefSeq and is a predicted model, not a curated record. Gene Ontology annotation, biological process: potassium ion transport. The coding region runs from base 523 to 1998 and encodes 491 amino acids. NCBI's taxonomy places the organism in Eukaryota, Metazoa, Echinodermata, Echinoidea, Temnopleuroida, Toxopneustidae. The transcript has 13 exons.
GUCCCCGAACAAAUAUAUAGACUGUGCCUUUAAUUUAAUCGAUCAAUGGACAAAAUUUGAUAACGAAUACAAAACAUCCGCAUUUUGGGGAAUGGGGAGGUCACCGUUAAAAAUAACUAAGGAAUGAUAACAAGGGCGUGGUCCUUGCGCCACCACCAGCGAGUGCAAUUAAGACUGGGGUCAAAUAUACAGUGGCGCUGGCAGGGCUAGGGUUCGGAAAUUGGCCACUCGUCAAGCAUCGCAGUCAUACAUAUAACUUGAGGGAUUCAAUAUACUGGAAUUCUCCGAUUGAUUUUAUCGCCCACAUGUCCUAGAGAGGAAACCACGAUACUGUACCAAUUCUAGUAACUAUGAUUACUAUAAAUUUUAUUAUUUGAGCUGGAUGCAAUGUUCCCUCUCAAGAUGAAGAAUUCUUCUGCAUGAGUGAGUCUAACAGAGUAAAAGCCUGUCUAUCUUGAGGACACAACACACACACCCAAACCAGCUAGAGCCAAUACCUCCUAGACAGUCCCAGCAGCAGCGAUGGGGGGAGGUACCAGCAAGAACAAGACCCAGGGGGAUCAAUCAGGGCUGAACCUGAAAAAGGAUGAGAGACGUUUCCUACAGAGAUGUCUUUACAGCCUCCCAUUCCCACCAGGAACCAUCAAUGCCGAGAUGGUAGCUGCUGCUGCAAGGAUGGUGGAGAGACUAGAGUAUCAUGAUCCUAUCAAUAUCUUGACAAAAGGUGGUCGAGCCAAGGGUAUCUACAUCCUGGUCAAAGGUCAAGUAAAGGUCCUAUCAGUAAGCAAUGAACCUGUAGCCAUUCUCUCUCCUGGUAAUUUCUUUGGAGAGAUCUCAACCCUCUUCUAUGUUCCUGUCACUGCGACUGCUCAAUCAUCAGCUCAAGCUCAGUUCCUCUUACUGAAAGAAGAGAAUCUUCGGAAGGCAACCGGUGAGGUGGUAUCAACAGACCUGAUGGACUACUACGUCAGACAACGUUACUUUGAUACCAGCGGAAAACUAGACCAGGCACAACUCAUGAACAGGAUCUGUCUAACCACGCUGGAAAGGAUACCACUCUUUGGCAAAUGGAAGGGUGAUUCAUGUUCAUCACUAGUCAAACAAUGCAAGGAUGAUAUUGGUAUUCAGUAUCCAGUCUUACUCAUCCCUGAUAUGACAAUGAUGGUCAUGGAGGAAGAUAAAUCAGAAGAGAUCGUCAUCGUUACAAGAGGAAAAGUGGAGGUCAGAAGAGAAAAAGAAUCCAUCACAGUCAUUGAUGUUGAAAGGUGGCCAUUUUGGAUAGGAGAAGAAGGUCUCUUCGCCAAUAUUGACAAUGCAUGCUCUGUCCGUGCUGUAGGCCCUUGCCAAGCCAUCAGGAUUAAGAAAUCUACCGUUCAAAAUAUCACUAAUAAAUUCAAGGUUGAAGCAGGAAAUGACUUUGAGAAGCGAGCCAAGGUUUGGGAAACAAGAACAAACCAACACAAUCGGUUAUCUGACAGAAUGAAAGCUGAAAUACUCCUACCUGUGCUCAUCAAUACGUUAUCAAGAUCAGAGAUGUUUUCAAGGGCUUCACUGGUCUUUGUCUAUAAUCUGGCCAUGUUUUUCAGUGCUGAAGCAUAUGAUGAUAAAGGUGUUAUCAUUAAUGGUUCUGGGAACCCAGCCAAGAUGAAGAAGGUUCUACAAGCCAAGAAAGCUGAGCAGAUAAACAAACAGAAUCAGAAGAAUGCCAUCCAAGGAUCAUCAGCAUAUAAAUCUAUACAGGGAACCACUGCUUCAAAUUUCAUCUCAGAAAAUGAUGUGUUCCUGAUGCCACUAAAAGGAGAAAUGUUUAUUCCUGGUGUGGACAAUUACACCUUUGAGGAAAAGAGUAUUAUUUAUCUUCCUGAAGCACAACUCAAAGAAAUCAAACUCACUGCACGAGGAGAUACGCUAGUACUUACCAUAGAGGGCAGCAGACUACUCAGCUUAUGCAACUCGUAUCCCGACAUACAGGUCAACAUACCCAGGCCUGUUUUAUGAUUAUAAACUUCUCUUUUUAUAAUUGCAAUCAGCGAAAUGUAUUUAAUUCUAAUAAUAGCUUGAUUUAUAUAGCACUUUCUGCAUGAGGAUACAAAGUGCUGCAAUUAUAACCCCAGCUUGAGCUCGAGCUACCAAUUUUUUUCGACGACACUCAGUACAUUCAAAGAAUUGAUCCUGCCAGGUUCCCAAAUACACAUAUAUUUUACAUUUUGUAAAUUGUACAUGUGCUUGUAUAGUGUACGCUCAAGUCGUGACAAAGUCAUAUUUUUGUACAUUUUCUAUUAGUGUUUUCUAAUUUUUAUACAACCAUAAUUCCUCAUGCAAAAGGUCAAGUUUAUUUAAUACAUAUUAUACGAAAUAUUUAAAAAAUGGAAAAGAAAGGUGUGCUAUGAAAGUAAAGUCUUAGUGUUACUAAUUUCCGUUGUCUUAAUUGUAAGAUCUUAAGACAAAUCUCCAAUUAAAUAACGGAAUUAUCCCAUUAUCAAGCUACAAAACUUAUUUCAUAUAUAAAUGUUGCUUCCUUUACAUCGAUUCUGAAAUAUAGUUCAAAUAUAUAUGAUUUCAAUGAAGUGUAUAAAAUAUGAGUGUGUAUUCAUAAACUGAUAUUCUUUACCUGUGUAAUAAACAUAUUUAUCUGAUAACUGAUAUUUUCAAGUAAUUUUUCUUCUCUGGUAAUAAUAACUUAUCAUUAUCUAUAUGUGGUAGGGAAUGUAUCAAUCUAUUUUCAUAGUUUUAAAUAAAUUUCUAGUACUGUCUUUCCUCCAUAUAUAUAUAUAUAUUUUUUUUUUUUUUUUUGGGGGGGGGGGGUGCAAAACCAAAGAGAAAUUACCAUGACUGAAUAUAGAAGAAUGUCUCAAUAUGAUUUAUUAACUCUAUAUUGGGGAUUCGUUUUCUUUUGAGUUUUUGGCUCAAGAAUGAGAAGUGGACAUGGCUGAAGGACUGAUGUUCUUGAAGAAUAUCUUCAGAUAAACACAUGUACAUGGAUGAUUUUUAUGCAUCACAAACUCACAUUAUUAAAACAGAAAUAGAUUUAUAAUUCAUGCAUUUCAAUAAGAAAUGAUAAAGAAUGAAUAAGGGAAUGGCUUGUGGUACCUUCAACCGUACUGGGUAGUAUAAUGGGCUUCUGGGGGUGAUAAGAAUUUCUAAUUUUUAUUUUUUGUGGCAUAUAAUUGCUUGUAGUGUGUUAAAAUUAACAUUUAUCUGGGUAUUUUAGCAUGAGAGCUUACAUAAAACAAACUGAAUAUGUGUGUUGUGAAUUAUCUCACAUUUUAUUUGGGUGAUAAUUGAACACAGUGAGAUAUGUAUGAGUAAGAUUCAGGGGUGUGAGAGUUCAGAUUUUUAUCUGAUUUCAGAUUUUUUUAAUUUUAUUUUCAGCUGAAUUUCAGCUUAUUUUUGGCUUUCCUUUGUGCAAAAAGUAUGGGAGCUCUUUCUUUUUCAGACUUUUUCAACACUUCAACUUUUUUUCAGAUCUUUUUAUUUGUGACCACUCACACCCCUGAAGAUUGUAAUAAAUAAUUAUUUUUCUACCGUGGAUAUGUACAUUAUGAGCCUAUGACAAAGAUACACUGAAAUCAAGGUGUGUUCAUACUUUUAUUCUGCUUAGCAACUCUCUGAUCAGUUUUCACAAAAUCACAGUAAAGAACAGGUUUGAGGAGACUUUGGAGAACCCUUUGAGAUGUUCAAGGUAUAUUGUGAACCUGUCUUAAUUGGGAAUUUCUGAAUUGCUAUGUUGGCAUAUAUUUUACUUCCAGAAAGGAAAUGAAGGAAGGUUUAAUUGCAUUUUCAGAAUAUUAGAAAUUGUGCUAAAAAAUUUAAUUACUGUAUGGAAGUGUAGAUCAAGGUAACUAGAGAUUCAAAUAUUGAACAAAGGUAUGAAAAAAAUGUUUAUUCUCAAUAUUAUUAUGAGAAAAUGAAAUCAAUUUUGUUUACCCUCUUGCAAACUUUACUCAAUAUUAUACUCAUUGAUCAUCUCAAACAUGUUUAAUUAAGCUAAGUUUUCUUCAAAACGUUGGUGUGAAAAUGAAAUCCAUCUCAGAUCUUUGUAUCACUUAGAGUCGCAAACAUAGCAAAUGAAUACGUGUACGGUACCUACGCAACUUAUUUAAUUUCUUUUUUAAUAUUUAUUUCCUUUAAUAUUCUAUUUAUGUCAGAUGUAUAAUGUAUUUAUUAUUCGUCGAGAGUCGUGUUUAUUCAUUCCAACUGUAUUUUAUUCUCAUUUGUGAGCAAUCUCAUAUAGUAUUGUGUGAUUUCAUCUAACUACAUCUUGAAGUCACCUUGUUAGAUCAAAGUAUUCAGUAGAAAAUGCAAGUUCUCUCCAGUUUUAUGUGCUAGAUAAACAAUAGCGUAUUUCAGCUGCCACUUCACACACGCUUUCUGCAACAUUCAUAAUCUAUUGAAAGUGCCCAUCAAAUCACAAAGGACAGAUUAGAGGUCAUUGUCGAAAGUUGGUGGACUAGGACAGCACAUCAUCUUGAGAUUUGGACUGGACCGGACAAGAAAUUGCAAAUAUGUCCAGAAUCUAGGACGUCACUGCUGCUAUGAUCCACUGAUUUCUAACAAAUGCUGCUUUGUUAUGAAGGCUUUUGACAAAAGAUUCUAUGUGUUAUAGAAAGCUUCUGUGAAGUAAUUGCUAAAAUGCCCUAAUAUCAUGUAUUCAUACAUGUACAUUUGUUGUCCAUGUGUAUUUGUUAAUACAGGAUGCCAAGUUUCCUUGAUUGUCGGGGAAACUCCCUAAAAAUUGGCCGAUUUUCAACAUCUCCCUGAUUCAAAUUUUGAUUUCUUUAUUUUCAAUUUUUUUCUGGUAAUUUUAGCACAAACUUUUCUUCAGGGUAAAUUUCCCUUUCAAUACAACAAGUCCAUGUACUCAAAUAUUGUGAGCUCAUAAAAGAAUACCAAGAACAGAACACAUAAUGUAAAUUCAUCUUUAUUUUAUUUCUUCAUUGUGCACAGUACACUGUAUUCAAUAAAUAGCAUAUUCAAAUGUACAUUAUAUAGCAUAUUACUUGUAAACCAAAUAUUUGAUCAUAUGAGUGAGUGGCUGCAUACCUGCAUUUGUACAGAUCUGAAAUAGAAUAUUUUUUUCUUUUUCACUGUUUUUCUACUCCUUGCCUUUCCUAUUCCAAUUUAUACAUAAUAAAAUCUAUGCAGUACAUUGCUUCUUUAAACACAUUAA